AUGAUCUUCCCCAGCGUCGUCUGUGUUCAACAUUACUUCGAUAAACGACGUACUCUGGCUAUGGGCAUAUCUGUCGCCGGCUCAGGCAUUGGGACUUUUGCCCUGGCGCCGUUUCAACGCUGGCUGGCUGAUCUGGUAGGCUGGAGACACUUAAUGAUCGUCUUGGCCGGUGUGAGCUUCACUGGGACCUUUUUGGGGCUACUGUAUAAACCGCUUCCAAAACAUAAAACGGAUAGCAGUGUGGAAGCUUUGGGCGAUCUCCCAGAUACCGAUCUUGGAUUGGAGGAAAAGAUGCCAUCAAAAGCCGUAGAUAUGAUUGUGAUAAAGGACACUGAGUAUGAGUGCAACGUGUUUAAGACCACUAUGAAGUAUGCUCAAGACUUUGAUGAUGGGACUGUUAAAAGCAAAGACGAUCUCAAUUCUAAAGAACUACAGCUAAAUCAAUCUCAAAUAAUUGAAAAUGACACAAAAGAACGUGAUAUUAAUCCCAAAACAACCACUGGGGUAAAUACAACGCCAUCUAUUGACCAUUCUCUGCAGCCUGAAAACAAAGGUAGUUUUACCACGUGCUUUGACAAAUGCCGCAGAGACGGCCCUGUCGGGGUCAUACACUGGUCGCUGCUGAAAGAGCCCUCCUUUGUGGUAUGGCUCGUGUGUUUCUUCGGUUGCCAAUUUGCAGUCGUGGUUCCAUUGACCUUCAUGCCGGACAGUGCCAUGGAGCGCAACAUAGGGGGCCCUGAAGCAGCAUUUCUGAUAUCCGUCAUAGGGAUCGUGAAUAUUGCUGCACGGCCCCUCAUAGGGUUUGUUGCCGACCGGAACCACGUACGUCAUCACCGUCUAAAGUUACUGGCUGCCGGCGCUUUCAUUGGUGGGGUGGCGUUGAUUGUGAGUCCAUUUUGCAAAACGUACGCAACAUUGGUGAUCGUCGUUAUUCUUAUGGGAUUGUCUCAAGGAUGGGUCACCGACGUCACAGGGUCAUAUGACGUCACAUUUUACAUUUCAGGAGGGGUUGUGAUCACGUGUAGUUUUGCCAUGGCAACUAUAAAACGCUGUCAAAAGGAAACGAUCGAUGCCGAGGUGCCAUGCUUAGCCAAUAUACCGGAUCUCGAUGCAGCAAUUAUUACAACAGCCGGAAUAUUAUGA
Messenger RNA from Lingula anatina, 1143 nucleotides. RefSeq names its product monocarboxylate transporter 12-like. Gene Ontology annotation, molecular function: monocarboxylic acid transmembrane transporter activity. Gene Ontology annotation, biological process: transmembrane transport; monocarboxylic acid transport. The record is from RefSeq and is a predicted model, not a curated record. NCBI's taxonomy places the organism in Eukaryota, Metazoa, Brachiopoda, Lingulata, Lingulida, Lingulidae.